AUGGCAGUACCCGAAGGCGGUCCGCAGACGCCGGAAAACUCUGCACGGAAUGAGGCCAUCUCAAUAGCCCCAGGUCGGAGACAGAACCACCCAGCAGAAACCCUACAAGCCCUAGUGGUUGAAUUUCCCUCAUUGGACAAUGGCAAAAGAAUUACAUACCAGAUGGUUGCGAGCCUUGUUAGCAGCCUAAAGAAAGUCAUCACCCAACAGACCAACAUAAUCGAGCUAGCAAGGGCAGAAAAAGAACUGAACUGCGUCCGGAUCAGUACUGCACAGCCAGAGGCAACGGAUAACAAUGGAAAUAAUAAUGACAACUUCACAAGGUUCCUGCCUACUAAUACUGCCAACAAACAUAUCAGGACCGCCUUAUCAAACACAGAAUCCACCAAAGAUGUACAGGUAGCAGAUGUUGGCACUACUAAAACAGGCUAUAUAAUUAGAUUCAGAGAUGCUCAGUCGGCCGAAACAGCCCAGAACAACACCGCAUGGCUGGAAGAAUUGGGGAACGAAACCAGGCUGGUCAAACCCCGAUUCGGCAUUGUGGUUCACCGAGUGCCAACGGAGGACUUUGACUUGGAGAAGGAAAAGAGAGAAGGGAUUGAGAAGAUCAUGGAAGAGAAUGACCUGGCCGAGAAAGGAUUUAAAAUCGAGGAUAUUGCAUGGCUCAAGAAGAAGGAUAGACCGCUGGGAAAGGCCACAUCAAUGGGUAUCUGGCUGAAUACACUAGAGGCCGCAGAAUCAAUUAUUAAUAAUGGCCUCCUAGUUGGACAAAGAUACAUUGGAAGUGUGGAACCCUACAAAGUUAAACUAAAGAGAUGCUACCACUGCCAGAAGUUUGGCUAUCUAGCCUGGUCAUGCAAAGAACAGGUAAAAUGCAGCCACUGCAGCGGCCAGCAUGAUCAACGUAACUGCCCUCCAGGCAUAAGGCUAAGGGCAGGAAUGGAAGCCCUCAUUAAUGACCACCAGAGCCAGAACCUUAAUCUACUUUUGAUCCAAGAACCAUCAGUUACUACAUACCGCACCCAUGUGAACCACAGUGCUUGGCAGCUAUACCAACCAACAUACCCAAAUACUGACGAAUCCACCCGAUACCGCAGCCUAAUUUAUUUCCUUAUCUUCUUAGUGUACAUCCUACCACUGGAUGCGUACCAAGCCACUAGCACGACCGCUGCUGAACCGAUACUAGCGGAGAUUAAAAACACCAUUGAAAAGUAUACCAAGGAGCCCAAUAAGACCACAAGGCUUAUUCUAGCUGGAGACUUCAAUCGACAUCACCCGGCAUGGAGCCACCGCCCCGUUAGCCAUGUUUUUACAUCUCAAGCGGAAGAGUUAAUAAACUUCUUCCAGACAUACAAACUCCAAUACCUCCUAGGGAAGGCAUCAGUCCUUGAUCUGACGCUCACCAAUGACCCUGCAAAACUUAUGAAAUGCCAACUCUAUUGGGACAACUAUGGUUCAGACCAUUGCAGAACAUACUCCGAAUGGGACCUACAACUAGAACGCAAUAAAAACCCAAAACCAAAGAGAGCAUAUGACAGAGCGGAUUGGGAUAAAAUUGGCUCAGCCUUGCUGGAACUACUUGGUCAAGGACCUGAGAUAAGCUCUGCCGCAGACCUCGACUAUGAAGUUAACCGACUAGUUGAAGCAACAAUGACAGUCCUUGAUCAACAGGUGUCUCUACAGAAGCUAUCCCCCUACUCGAAACGAUGGUUCACCCCAGAGCUCAAAUCCCAACAGGUUAUAGUAAACCAAGUUCGUAGGAGAUGGCAGAGCAGCUGUGCUACCCUAGGCAGCAGCCACCUAAUUACCACAUCCCUCUUCAACGACAUGUGUCAUAAACGACGAGAAUGGACUAGAACCAUCAAGAAGAAAGUAGCAACAUACAUGCGCCCACGAGACCCCUAUACAAAUAUCCCGCCACUAAAAGUGGGAUCCAAAGAAAUCACCGAAAACAACGCAAAGGCCAAAGUGCUCCUAGAAACCUUCUUCCCGAAGAUGGCAGACCCAGAAAUAGAAGACCCAGUACUACCCUUAGAGGGAAUACCAUGGUACCCAAUCACCGAACUGGAGGUACAUCGGUCACUCAAAGCCGCUAAGGGAACAAUGGCCCCGGGGGAGGAUGGGAUCAUAACCCUUAAGAUGAUCACGUACAUCUUUGCAAGAUUAGUAGAAUUAGGCCACUAUCCUCACCAGUGGAAGCAAGCGAGAAUCAUAGUGCUGAGGAAACCCGGGAAGCCAGACUAUGGGAAGAUACUAGAAGCUGUCAUGGCUUGCAGACUGUCAUUCUGGGCUGAGUCCUAUAAACUACUUCCAGACACCCAGUUUAGAGGCCGGCCAGGACGAAACACAGAACAAGCGCUCCUAACCCUAGCAAACGCGAUUGAUCGCGCAUGGCUACGGUCAAAGGUGAUCACGCUGGUGGCAUUUAAUCUCACAGGAGCAUUCAAUGGAGUGAAUAAUUCAAGCCUUGACGCCUGCCUACAGGCCAAAGGCAUCCCAACCAUAGCCAGGCGCUGGAUCCGGAGCUUCAUAGAGAAUAGCCAGUCGACCACCAUGGCGGCGCGUCAGCAUUUAUUGACGACUAUUUUUGAUGGCGAGCCGGAAGAGGAUAUCCCUCGUAUCAAGGCAUGGGCCCGACGAACGGGAUCCUCGUUUAAUGUGAAGAAAACAGAACUAAUCCAUCUAAUAAGGUCCAAAAGACAGCACAGGGUAGGACAGAUCACAAUAAAUGGGACGGUAAUCAAGCCAAGCGAUACAGUAAAGCUUCUAGGCGUGAUCUUUGACAAGGAGAUAUGGUGGAAGGAACAUGUGCAACACCUUCAUCCAGAGCAGAUGAGACAAAUCUACCAAGCAUGCGUGACACCAAUCGUGGAUUAUGCAUCCACCGUCUGGCACAACCCACUAAAGGAUAAGAUACACCUGAGAACGCUGGGAACUGUGCAACGAACCACCCUUAUUUGUAUUCUCUCUGCCUUCAAGACAGCGUCCACGGCAGCCCUAGAGGUGGAAGCCUAUGUGCUUCCAACCAAUUUACGACUUAAACAACGUGCCUAA
This is a messenger RNA of Talaromyces stipitatus ATCC 10500, 3054 nucleotides long. RefSeq names its product zinc knuckle domain protein. Gene Ontology annotation, molecular function: catalytic activity. The record is from RefSeq and is a predicted model, not a curated record. The coding region runs from base 1 to 3054 and encodes 1017 amino acids. NCBI's taxonomy places the organism in Eukaryota, Fungi, Ascomycota, Eurotiomycetes, Eurotiales, Trichocomaceae. The transcript is spliced from 11 exons.